Molecule: messenger RNA, 673 nt
Organism: Brassicogethes aeneus
Lineage: Eukaryota; Metazoa; Arthropoda; Insecta; Coleoptera; Nitidulidae
Source: the annotation of a GenBank genome assembly
CAGAUUUGUAUUGUCAUGAUAUUUUCAAAAUAGAAAAAUGUCGAGUCAAGAAGUAAGGCUAGAGGUUUUAAAAUUGAUUGAGCAAAAGGACAAAAUUGAGGGUGAAAUUAAGGAGCUAACUGGCAUUCUCACACAGAAUGGCGUUGGAAUGAAUGAUCCCUUGGUAGAUAAUGACGGAUUUCCUAUAAAUGCUAUUGAUGUGUACCAAGUACGACAUGCUAGGCAUAGGAUAAUUUGUUUACAAAAUGAUCAUAAGGCAUUAAUGAAACAAAUUGAAAAUGGUUUAUAUGGGUAUUAUUCAAAUGGAGAUUCUUCUCAACAAACUUCCACUGCAAUGGAAGUUGAUAGACCUUUUGUAAUAUCUUAUAAAAUUCCAUUUGCGAAAGUUAAUUUGGUAAGCCCAGGCUCACCUGCAGAAUAUGCAGGUAUUUCCCAAAAUGAUGAGGUGGUAGAAUUUGGAUCUGUAAACUUUACAAAUUUCAAAAACAUCACAGAUAUUGCCACAGUGGUUCAACAUUCUGAAGGCACACCUGUAAGCAUAAAAUUGAAAAGAGGUGAACGGUUUCUUACUGUUCAGCUUAUACCAAAAAAAUGGACAGGAAAAGGUUUACUAGGCUGUAAUAUUAUAGGUUUAUAAAACACAUUUGUUCAAUAAAAACAUUUUUAUUUAUAA